Molecule: messenger RNA, 545 nt
Organism: Momordica charantia (bitter melon)
Lineage: Eukaryota; Viridiplantae; Streptophyta; Magnoliopsida; Cucurbitales; Cucurbitaceae
Product: GATA transcription factor 5
Biological process (GO): positive regulation of DNA-templated transcription; cell differentiation
Cellular component (GO): nucleus
Molecular function (GO): sequence-specific DNA binding; zinc ion binding
Source: RefSeq, a predicted model, not a curated record
AAAAGGAGAAAGGGCAGUUACAAAUCCAAUAAUGUUUUUCCAGUAAAGGCCAAUGGUGCCUUUCGUUCUGCUUCAUUGAAUGUUUUACCCAACUCACCGUUCUUUCCCUUUUUCCGUUUUCCCCUUUCUCUUCCUCUUCCUCUUCCUCUGGUAUUGAAUGUGAUGGAGGAGGGAGAUUUGAAGAUGCGCGUUGUGAAGGACACGAGUUUCAAAUCCAGCUCCAAAGUUUAUUUGGACGAAUUUUGGUCUCCCAGUUCGCAAAUCCCCCCAUCCUCCUCCUCCUCCGAUAACUUUUUUGUGGACCAACUCCUAAAUUUUUCAAAUGAAGAAGAUGGGUUUAUUGAGGAAGAGGAAGAAGAAGAAAAACCGAAACACUCCAUCUCUGUUUCUGCUCCCCUGCAAGAGAGCGACGAAAACUCCAACCACAGCUCCACUAAUUCCUCCGAAGACGCCUUCUGGUCUGUUUCUUCAGGAGAUUUCGAAGACCUCGAAUGGCUCUCCCAUCUCGUUUCCGAUUCCUCCCAAGAAUACUCCGCCGCCGCCGC